Molecule: messenger RNA, 1720 nt
Organism: Stomoxys calcitrans (stable fly)
Lineage: Eukaryota; Metazoa; Arthropoda; Insecta; Diptera; Muscidae
Product: putative nuclease HARBI1
Exons: 4
Coding region: 647-1720 (357 amino acids)
Source: RefSeq, a predicted model, not a curated record
UUUAAAACACUGAGAAUGGCCGAUUUAUCGUCAAUCUUCGAUUUCGCGGAAAUCCACACGCGUUGUAAGCCACAUUAUGGCUUACAACAGAUUUAUAAGCCUAGAUCGACGGCUACAAUACAACCAAGAGAUGCGGAUAGAAUAUAUUCAGUUCAUGAGAGAGUAUGAACAACUUGGACAUAUAUGUAGGGUUAUGUCUGAUGAUUUGAUGGACCCAAAUUAUUUUAUACCCCACAUUAGAGUGGUAUUCGAUGCAUCAGUCAAGACGUCGACUGGGUUGUCCUAAAAUGGCAUUACGUACACUGAGCCAGUGGUGCAAAGUGACCUGUUCUCCAUCUUGCUCAGAUUCCGGAUACCAAAAUUCGUUUUCACAACUGACAUUAAAAAAAUUUAUAGACAAAUAUUCACCCUUAUUAUGUAUGUCGUAGUCGAAUUUCGAGAGCAGUCGUAGUCGAACUCGAAUUUACAUUUCGUUGGUAUUAUGUAAAAAAAAUGACGUGAGUGUUUUUGUAAUAGACGUAUCCUACAUAUUUUAAUAAAUUCUGAACUACCCAGUGAUAAAAACAUCAGCUGAUUGAAAAUAUUUGAAUUACAAUUGCCGGCUUUUUAAACGUUUCGUAAUAAAAAGUAAAAAAGUAAAAUAAAAAUGCUAAGUGUUGCAAAUUUUUCAUCUUCUGACGAAGAAGACGAAACCAAUGCUUAUAAUCUUAUUUGUUAUCGCAGGCAGAUAAGAAUUCAGUCAAACAUAUUUUCCCUUCCAAGUUCAAAAUUUGUAAGCAAUUUUAGACUGAACAAAGCGUCUUUUCGGUACGUUCUAAGGACAAUUUCACAAAAACUUCGUGAUCCCUCCAGAUCAACAUGUGUGCCUAAAACUUUGCGGCUGGCAGCAACACUAAGAAUACUCGCGGAAGGUAGCUACCAAAAAGGAGCAGGAAACGAUUUCAACGUGGGCCUGGCACAACCCACAAUGAGUUGUGUCUUUCACGAGUGCAUAGAUGCGAUGUAUAGCGAACUUUGCUCCAAAUGGAUUACAUUCAAAAUGAGCGAAAGGGAAAAGAUGGAAAUAAAGGAACAUUUCUAUGGCCAAACGAGGUUUCCGGGCGUAAUUGGCUGUAUUGAUGGCACCCAUAUAAAGAUUUUGGCUCCAACUCUAUCAGAACGUUGGAAAUACUAUAAUAGAAAGGGAUUUUAUAGCUUAAAUGUGAUGGUGGUCUGUGAUCAUAAACUAAGAAUACGUUAUAUUUCACCAAGCCAUCCAGGUUCAGCACACGAUUCGUUGGUAUGGAAUGUUAGUGAUCUUAAAGCAUAUCUUGCAGAACGAUAUAAUAACGGAGAAAGAAACACAUGGCUUUUAGGUGAUGCAGGAUAUCCACUAGAACCAUAUUUAAUCACCCCCUUUAGGGCAGCAGAAGAAGGCAGUGCUGAGUCUCGAUUUAACACAGUACAUUCAAAAGCAAGAAAUAUUGUGGAAAGAACAAUUGGUGUUGCAAAAAAUAGAUUCCGCUGCCUGCUUGGUGCGAGACAGUUGCAUUAUUCUCCAGAAAUGGCCGCGAAGAUUACCGCAGUUUGUGCAGCUUUACAUAAUAUAUGCAUCCACUAUAAACUCGAUCAUAGUGAAUUUGAAAUCCCUUUAGAAAAUCAAAAUUCAGAUGAAGAAAAUAAUGGCGACAUGACAGCAACAAGUAUAAGAUUAAAUAUCAUGAACACAAUGAAUGUAUAA